This is a messenger RNA of Phalaenopsis equestris, 1852 nucleotides long. RefSeq names its product mitochondrial-processing peptidase subunit alpha-like. Gene Ontology annotation, biological process: proteolysis. The coding region runs from base 136 to 1677 and encodes 513 amino acids. Gene Ontology annotation, molecular function: metal ion binding; metalloendopeptidase activity. Gene Ontology annotation, cellular component: mitochondrion. The transcript is spliced from 13 exons. The record is from RefSeq and is a predicted model, not a curated record. NCBI's taxonomy places the organism in Eukaryota, Viridiplantae, Streptophyta, Magnoliopsida, Asparagales, Orchidaceae.
AAGGGCCCAAACGCAGAAAACCAUCCGUCCGUAGAGGAGAACAUCGGUCUCCAUCCUCUCGCCCACCUCUUUCUUUGUUGAGUGGCCGCCGGAAAACCUGAAGCACUAGGGACUUCGACAUUUCAGGUUUACAGAAUGGUUAGGUUCUGGAAUCGGGUUCCGUUAAGCAAGUUUCUCCAAAAUGGAUUUAAUCGAACUGAAGUUGGUGGUGUGCAACCUAAGCGGAUCCAUUGCCCUAAAAUUGUGUCUCGAUAUCUGUCAAAUGAGUCACUUUUGUGCACAAUGGGAAAUUAUGAAAACCGCUUUCCUUCUCUUUCUCAUCCUUUACCUGGGAUCAAACUCUCUCCUUGUCUUCCCGACUUUGUCGAACAAAAUCCAACCAUGAUCACGACACUUCCAAACGGCUUAAAAAUUGCUUCAGAGGAUGCCCCGGGUCCUGCUGCUUCCGUAGGGAUAUAUGUGGACUCUGGUUCUGUAUAUGAGACAGGGGACUAUAUUGGUGUAACCCACCUUUUGGAAAGGCUCGCUUUCAAAAGUACGAAAAAUCGAAGCUGUAAGCACAUUGUGCGCGACAUUGAAGCAACUGGCGGUAAUGCAGGAGCUUCUGGGUCACGCGAACAAAUGGCAUAUAUAUACGACACUUUAAAGGCUUACAUUCCUGAGGCAGUUGAAUUACUUGUUGACUGCCUCAGGAACCCACUUUUUCUCGACUUUGAGGUCGAAGAACAGGUGGCGAAUGCGAAAAAAGAAAUUCAUGAAAUUACUGGUAAGGAUCCACAACAGUUUCUUCUGGAAUCACUUCAUGUUACAGGCUACUCUGGUUCGCUGGGAAAUCCAAUGAUGCCUUCUGAGACAGCACUACAAAGGCUUGAUGGAUCUGUUAUAGGGAAAUUUUAUUUUGAAAAUUAUACUGCCGAUCGAAUCGUUUUGGCGGCAUUUGGGGUGGAACAUGAACAUUUGUUGGCCAUUGCAGAACCUCUUUUGUAUGACUUAAAGGGCGGCCUCCCUGUUUCUUUGCCAAAAUCUAGCUAUAAUGGUGGAGAGGCUAGAUUCAGGCAUGAUUUUGAGCGAACUCAUGUGGCGAUCGCAUUCGAGGUUCCAGGUGGCUGGCAUGAUGACAAAAAUGCAACGGCGCUGACUGUUUUGCAGACUUUGAUGGGUGGUGGUGGCUCAUUCUCUGCCGGUGGUCCUGGGAAAGGGAUGCAUUCUCGGUUAUACCUUCGUGUUCUCAACAAGUAUCAACAAGUGCAUUCUUUUUCUGCCUUUAGUAGCAUGUUCAAUGACACCGGUCUUUUUGGAAUUUUUUCAACCACGGGAUCAGAUUUUGUGGCAAAAGCUGUUGAUGUGGCUGUGGCUGAGUUGCAAUCAAUUGCAACCCCUGGCCAAGUUACUCAGGUCGAGCUGGACCGGGCGAAAAAUGCUACCAGAUCAGCCAUUUUGAUGAAUCUGGAGUCUAGAUCUAUUGUUGCUGAGGAUAUUGGAAGGCAAAUAUUGACUUAUGGAUCCAGGAAACCAGUGGAGCAUUUUCUAAGAUGUUUGGAUGAACUUACUUUAGAUGACUUAUCCAAUUUAGCUCAGAAGAUGGUUUCUUCACCCCUUACCAUGGCUUGCCUGGGAGAUGUUGACUGCGUACCAAGUUAUGAAACUGUCAAGCUAAGGUUCCAAACUGCAAUUUGAAGUUUAGCUGAGCUGAUUAAUACACCAAGGGAAAAAAUAUUGAGUCUGUACGUUCGGACAGCCAACAACUACUGAUCGUCAAGUCGACCGCCAAUGAGGUGAAUGACGACGCGACGACCGAUAGUUUGACGUUACGUGCUGUGUCUGGACAGAAUAUUUUUUUCAAUUUAGUUCC